AUUCAUUCCAAGUUUUCAGUUCCGUUGAAGUGGAGGUGUGUGUGGAUGGCUGACGCAUCAGAAAUUGGAAGCCGGAAUUUUAACUUCAGAAUAAUUGUUAAUUGUAGUGCGAAUUUUCAGGAUUACUAGCAAAAAGUCGUUAGAUUUUUUAUUAGAAUUGCCGGUUGCAGAGAACCGGCUCUAAUAGUGACAUACGAACAGUUCGAUAACGAAAGUGCUUGUGACAACAAAACCAAACAAAUUGUUUGUUGUAAGUGAAGAGGAAAUGAGCAAUUUAAUAAGGAACAGAAAGCAGAUACUAUCGUGAAAGCUCAAUGUCAAUAUCCCAGCUGGAUGCCAGUCUGGUGGAGAAAGCCAUCGGAUUCCAUGGGUUACCAUUGCAAAAAAUCUGGGAAGGCGAACGGGGCGAUGCCGAAUUGUCAUGCCUUGGGAUUAUCAAUCCGGAUUAUACGGUGUAUCAGUCCCGCCAGAAGACACUCACCUUUCAGGACCGCGCAAAACGAUUCAAAUUGCAUCAAUUUCUUUCAAAGAAGGCAGAAUUCCUGUAUGAUAGUGCACUUGUAACAGUCACAGCAAAAGAUCGUUUAGAACGAAAACGAGGUGGAGAGUUUCAGCAGAAUGAAAAAUUUGUCAUUCCGCCGCUCGAUACAUUUAUGGAUACGGAUGUUAACAACAAAAUUACUCAUUUUUUAGAGACGACAAGACCGGGCGAUGUCGUGUAUGGAGUCGUGCUCAAUAGAUCGCCGCAAGGAGUCAUUUUCAAAGUACUUUAUUCAGUCGGAAAUACGUGUUGUUUCGUCAACAGCAGCUCGAUAAAGGCGUAUGUGGCAAACAAUUACUUGAUACCAAUAACCGAUCGCAACGGUACCCCGAGGAAUUUCACCGCCAAUGAUUUGAUUUGUUGUGAAGUAGCCGAUGCGCAACCGGACGCUAGGAAACUAAUAUGCACAAUGCAGCGUAGUAUUCUCAGUCGUUCGCCAAUUUCGAUCAGUUACGGAAUUAUCUCGGCAGAGGAUUUACCGUUGUCAUACAAUUUUGCAGCAGCAAAGGACGGAAAACCUUACGAGUACUAUUUAAGGAAAUCGCCGUCUUUCAAUGAUCCUCGAGGAGUGGAAACUUUGAUGCAAGAGUUUGGCCUAAGUGCAACUGAAUUUUACACAAAUAUGUCAGGAUUGAAGGGGAAAUUUCCCCAAGGUGAAUAUUCUGGUGAACUUCGCAACACCCAGGCCAGUAAAUGGGCGUUUAGAUCCGUUGCGGAGGGCAUCGAGCACUUCAAGGAAGGACGCCAUUCAGAGGCGUUCCAGUGUUUAAAUAAAGCGCUAAGUAUUGAUGCGCGAAAUGUUGAAGGUUUGGUGGCACGUGGCGCAUUGUAUGCCAACAGUGGUUCUUUUAAGAAAGCCGUGGAUGAUUUUGAGAUGGCACUGAAGAUUAAUUCGUCCCAUGCUAAUGCGCGGAAGUACAUGGGAGAAACGUUGGUUGCACUGGGUAGAAGCUACGAGGAGGACAGUCGUUUUGAUGACGCCAAGAAAGCAUACCAAGACUGUUUAAAUAUUAUACCUACGCACGAGGAAGCGCAGAAUUCGCUGGAGUUUCUUAAAACGAAAACGUUUUCCAAGCAAAUUGUUGCUCCCAAUGAGCUGGAACUGCCAGUUCUUCACAUCCCCAAGCCGCCGUCGCAUGAUCGUAGCAAGCAAGCGAACAACAGCAACAAGCAGGAACCCGACACUUCCGGUGUCAGUGGAUCGAAAGGUGAUGGACCCGAGUCCCGGAAGGAGAAGAAGAGCUCCAAAAAGCAGGAGAAGAAAAAGCGCCACAAGAAACAAAGCACCUCUAGCGAUUCGAGCUCAGAUUCAGAUUCAAGUGAAUCGAGCAGCGGCUCGGAAAGCAGCAGCAGCAACUCUUCGUCUACUUCGGAUUCGUCGAGAUCGUCGCGAGCAAAAAAGCGCAACAAGCGGAGCAAAAGUGUUAAGAAACCAAAAUCACUUUCCCCGCUCAGCAAACGUAUGUCGGCAGGAAUGGGAAACGAUAGUCGUGCCACCGAUGGAUUAUUUUUACUGACCAAUCAUCCUGCUACGGCUGGGCAUUCGUCCGCCGGAGCGGACGAGUAUGAACAGAAGGUUCGCAAGUUUCUUGAUAUUCCUCGUGACGAGGAUAACUACGAAGAGAAGGUACGGCGUUUUGUAGCGGAAGCUGCAAAGUAUCAAAAAGAACGUAAAGCUCAGGAGGAUAAGACAAAAAAGAAAAAGAAGAAGGAUGACAAAAAGCUGAAAAAGGACAGCAAAAAGAAGCGCAAAUCUGAGGACAAGAAACGUCUGAAGAAAAAGGAUAAAGAUGACGACGUAUUGAACAACGAAAAACUCAAGGAAGCCCUCAAAAUAUUUGAAAAUUUUCCCGUCCUGGAUGAGCUUGGCUCAAAACUGUCUGAAUACUAUUCGAAAAAGGAUGUCUCCAGUGCGGCAGGCCCCAGUGGUAUAGCAGGCGUUAUGUCGUCUUUGCUCAGUAAAAAUGCUAAAAAAGAAUCGCUUAAAGCGGAUAAAACGGCAUCGAUGAAAGCAAACGAGCGCCCCGACAAAGACGGCAAGUGGCGCAUGAUGUUCAACAAAGAUGAAAGAUCCGCCAAGGAACAGCCGUCUUCAGCACGGCCUACCGUUCCGAAACAAUACGCGUUUUCAAAUGAAUCGGACGAAGAGAGCGGUGCACUUGGAGUAUUUCAGAUGCAACAACAUCAGCAACAGUUGCAACAAAAAGCAAACCUUAGGAUAAGACGCAGGCAGAUCAGUCCGGAUAAAUCAAAAUCUAUUUCACAGAUGGCUCCAGUGAAAUCUGGACCGGUUGUUCUCGAUAAAUUUGGUAAUUUCAGAUUGGCAAAUGCGGAUGACGCCAAACCACCGGAGCCUACUGGGCCGCCACAACGCUCACGAAGCAGAUCACGUGGAAAUCGAUAUGGCGGCAGUUCAAGUCGAUCGCGAUCGCAAAGCAUGAAACGUCGGUCCCGUUCCGGAAGUUUUCGGCGUCGCUUCAGCCGUUCAAGAUCACGUUCGUUCAGUCGUUCUCGAUCACGGUCUUAUUCAAGAAGUCGAUCUCGUUCGCGUAGUUUUGAGCGUCGUCGUUUUCAUAACCGUGGUUACCGUGGUCGAGGUGGUAAUUUUUACGAUAGGCCUUUCGGAAACCGGUUUGGCUAUCAUCAUAAUAAUAAUAGAGGUGGAUUCAUGAAUCGCCGGGGUGGUUUCCAAAAUUUCCGUGAAAACUACCAUCGUGGUGGGUAUCGUGAUCGACCAUUUCGACCACGGUUUCGCGGUGGGGGAGGUGGUGGUGGCGGAGGACACCAUAGAUUUCAGCGCUCCUACACUCGCAGUGACAGUAAAUCGCCGGACCGUUUCGAAACCAGUCCGAAUGAUCGUCAACGUAGAGACAGGAACCAGGACCGUUCACGUUCCAACAGCAAUGAUAAGGGAUCCAGUGACCGCGACUCUUCGGUACCCAAGGAACGAGAUUCUUUAAAGGUAAAGGAAAAGAAAGAAACAAAGACUAGUGCAGAAACUUCAGUACAGCAAGCCGAUGAACGGUGGUCGGAUAAUGAAAAAGAUCCACCUCCGCCGGGAGCAGAUCUUUCAGGAGAUGAUUCGGACCGUAAAGGGACAUAAGGAAAAAUGAAACUGACUCAUAACUUUUGUAGUUUUUAGUAUUUUCAAUAUUUGGAAUGAAUGAUUCACAGCAUUGUUUUGAAAUAUUAUGUAUAAUAUUGAUAUAAUGCAUCUUAUAUCGUUUCCUUAAUAUAGCAACAAUAAAAAGUACUAAAAUAUCCAA
This is a messenger RNA of Malaya genurostris, 3807 nucleotides long. Its product is annotated as tetratricopeptide repeat protein 14 homolog. NCBI's taxonomy places the organism in Eukaryota, Metazoa, Arthropoda, Insecta, Diptera, Culicidae. Gene Ontology annotation, molecular function: protein binding. The transcript has 12 exons. Bases 315 to 3644 code for a protein of 1109 amino acids. The record is from RefSeq and is a predicted model, not a curated record.